This is a messenger RNA of Wasmannia auropunctata (little fire ant), 1657 nucleotides long. It is a transcript of the gene TyrRS-m, whose product is annotated as tyrosine--tRNA ligase, mitochondrial. The transcript has 3 exons. Gene Ontology annotation, biological process: tyrosyl-tRNA aminoacylation. Gene Ontology annotation, cellular component: cytosol; mitochondrion. The record is from RefSeq and is a predicted model, not a curated record. NCBI's taxonomy places the organism in Eukaryota, Metazoa, Arthropoda, Insecta, Hymenoptera, Formicidae. Bases 216 to 1604 code for a protein of 462 amino acids. Gene Ontology annotation, molecular function: RNA binding; ATP binding; tyrosine-tRNA ligase activity.
AAGUGAAGCAGAUGUAAGCAAAGAGCAGAUGCCGCAUUAUUUGAGGUUGGAAUCUACGCCCGACGGUGUGAUCCUCAAAUUUGUAUUGCGUAUAGUGAUUGUAUGGAUUUAUGUACGCAUAUUCUUAUACGCGAGGAAUUCAGAAGAAAAUCUGAUCUCCGAAAGUUCGAAGACAAUAAUUAGUAUCACUUUUUGAGUCACAAAUAUACAGCAAAAUGAACGCGCGUUCUUUAUUGAGGUUAUGCUCCACUGUCAGAAACGUUAAUUCUAACAGAUACAGGUUUUACUGCAGCAGAAAUGUAUUGAAACUUCACGAGAGAGGCAUGUACGAGGAUAUAUUUCCCGAUGACAGUACAAAUGACAUAGUGGACUUACUGAACAAAUCACCCCAAUGCGUCUAUGCUGGCUUCGACCCGACGGCAGACAGUUUGCACGUCGGCAAUCUGCUCAUCCUGAUGAAUCUCUUGCACUGGCAACGUGCGGGGCAUCAGGUUAUAGCCCUCGUGGGAGGUGCCACGGGUUUGAUAGGCGAUCCUAGUCACAGGAAGUCCGAACGCGUCGAAAUCGAGAGAUAUGCAAUCGAAGAGAACAUCAAGUCCAUCACGAGGAAUAUAGAGACUAUAUUUAACAAUCACGAGGAUUAUUUCUGGAGGGACAGGAACGCGGCGCUGAUGCCCCCGAUUAUAAUAAACAAUUUGGAAUGGUAUACCGACGUGAACGUCAUCGAGUUUGUCAGAAACGUCGGAAAGUACUUUCGGAUGGGCACAAUGCUGGGCAGAUCCUCCGUCCAGUCGCGAUUGAACUCCGACGAAGGGAUGAGCUUCACGGAGUUCACGUAUCAGGUGUUCCAGGCGUACGACUGGCUUCAGCUGAUGAAGAGUUACAAGUGUCGCUUCCAGAUCGGCGGUAGCGAUCAGAUGGGCAAUAUCAUGUCCGGCUACGACCUGAUCACGAAAAGCACGCGGAAGGAAGUUUACGGUAUAACGUUGCCGCUCAUAACGGCCGAGGGCGGAAAGAAGUUCGGAAAGUCCCUCCUGAACGCGGUGUGGCUGUCCCCGACGAGAUCCUCGAGCUUUCAGCUGUAUCAGUACUUCUUCAGAACCAAGGAUUCCGACGUUGAGAAAUUUUUAAAGCUGUUCACAUUCAUACCGCUGAAUAACAUUGCUGAUAUUGUGAAGACUCAUAUGAACGAUCCGGAGCAGAGAAGAGCACAGAAAUUGCUAGCGGAGCAAGUCACACGCUUAGUACACGGAGAGGACGGACUGUUGGCCGCAAAGCGCGCGUCCGCAGCAUUGUACGACAAAUCGAUCGAAUCAUUCGUAAGAUUAAACGCAUCGGAACUAAGAGAUGUGUUCGAAGGCGCGAACAUAGUGGACAUCUUAUGUCAGCCAGGGAUUACCGUGUACGAGCUUGUAAAGAAGGCAAGGUGCUUUAAAACCGAUCACGACGCCGAACGAAUCAUAACCGCGGGCGGAUUUUAUGUAAAUCACCAAAGAAUUACCAAUUUGAACGAGGUAAUUGUACCCGGCAUCCAUAUACUAAGUAAUAAUCUAUCGUUGCUCAGAGUUGGUAAAAAAACGUAUCACAUAGUCCGAUGGCAAUGAGACGAACAAGUGUACAAAUGUAUAAUAAACGGAAUAUUUUAGUACUCAGAAAA